Messenger RNA from Cornus florida, 1392 nucleotides. RefSeq names its product caffeoylshikimate esterase-like. The record is from RefSeq and is a predicted model, not a curated record. Bases 253 to 1245 code for a protein of 330 amino acids. Lineage: Eukaryota; Viridiplantae; Streptophyta; Magnoliopsida; Cornales; Cornaceae. Gene Ontology annotation, molecular function: lipase activity. Gene Ontology annotation, cellular component: membrane. The transcript has a single exon.
UCCUCGAAAAUGUAAUCCAUUUUCUGACCGUACACGUGGAUGAUUAAAGAAAACGCUCCAACCGUGCCGAGUUAAUCACCAUUUAUGUACGUUAAUGGCCGUGUCCAAAUCGGUCGCCUGUACUGGUCACAGAAUCAGACGGUCAACGUUCGAUGAUCACACACACUCUCUCUCUACUUAAACCCCCCCUCUCUCCUCCUGCUUUCUCUCUCUAUAGUUUGUAUUCUAUUCACACGGCGCAUUGUAGAGAAAAUGGUGCAUCCUGUGGCGGAGGCGAGCGAUAAGAGCCCCUACGGCUCACUCACUCCCGACGAGUUCUACACUCGCCACUCGGUGACUCACUCCUCCGAGUUCAUCACAAACCCUCGCGGCCUCAAGCUCUUCACUCAGUGGUGGUCCCCACUCCCUCCGACCAAGGUCGUCGGCACCGUCGAGUUCGUCCACGGCUACACCGGCGAGACCAGCUGGUUCCUCGAACUCACCGCCGUUCACAUCGCCAAAGCAGGCUUCGCCGUCUGCGCGAUCGACCACCAGGGACAUGGAUUCUCCGAGGGACUUUCAGUUCACAUCCCCGACGUCAACCCCGUCGUCGACGACUGCAUCAUGUUCUUCGAUUCCUUCCGCGCGCGCUACUCGCCGGAUCUCCCCUCCUUUCUGUACUCGGAGUCGCUUGGCGGCGCGAUCGCGCUGCUCAUCACGCUCCGCCGCGGCGGCCGGCCGUACGACGGCGUCGUCCUGAACGGAGCGAUGUGUGGAAUCAGCGCCAAGUUCAAGCCGCCGUGGCCGUUGGAGCAUUUUCUGUCGCUGGUGGCGGCGGUGGCGCCGACGUGGCAGAUGGUGCCCACGCGCGGCUCGAUCCCGGAGGUGUCGUUCAAGGUGGAGUGGAAGCGGAAGCUGGCGAUGGCGAGCCCGAGGCGGACCAUGGCGAGGCCACGCGCGGCGACAGCGCAGGAGCUGAUAAGGAUAUGCAGGGAGGUGCAGUCGAGGAUGGCGGAGGUGGACGUGCCGUUCCUGAUCGUGCACGGCAGCGAGGACGUGGUGUGUGACCCGGCGUGCGUGGAGGAGCUGUACCGACGCGCGGCGAGUAAGGAUAAGACGUUGAAGAUAUAUCCGGGGAUGUGGCACCAGAUGAUUGGUGAGCCUGAAGAGGGCGUGGAGUUGGUGUUUGGGGAUGUGGUGGAGUGGCUGAGGACCAGGGCUGAACGCGCCGCCGCAGCUGGCGGAGAAGACGGUGGUUCUUCUUAGAUUAUGCAGCUCUCUAUAAGUACAAUAUAAGUUUGCCUGUGGAAAAUUAAAAAUUGCAAUAUUAGUGAUCAUGCAAAUGGGUUUUUGUUUGAAAUGCUUAAGCAAAGUACUCAAUUUGGCUUAAUUGAAUUUAACUUUUUCUUAGAA